AUGGGUGAAAACAACGCACAAAUUGGUGGUAUUCGCUUAGCUCAAUUUAUACAAAACAUCGAUGAUUAUACACCAACGAUACCCGAUGAUGUGACUACCUAUCACCUAAAUCGCGCUGGCUUUGAUACCACUGAUCCUCGUGUCAUUCGCUUAAUAUCUUUAACUAGCCAAAAAUUCGUAUCUGAUAUUGUUGGUGACGCUAUGCAGCAAUGUAAAAUGCGUAGUAGCAGCCAAAACAACAAAAAAGGCGCAAAGGAUAAGCAAUAUUGUUUGACUAUGGAGGAUUUGGCCGCUGCAGCUAAUGAAUAUGGCAUACACAUCAAGAAACCACACUACUUUAGUUGA
Molecule: messenger RNA, 345 nt
Organism: Trichoplax adhaerens
Lineage: Eukaryota; Metazoa; Placozoa; Uniplacotomia; Trichoplacea; Trichoplacidae
Exons: 3
Coding region: 1-345 (114 amino acids)
Biological process (GO): transcription initiation at RNA polymerase II promoter
Cellular component (GO): transcription factor TFIID complex; nucleus; SAGA complex
Molecular function (GO): promoter-specific chromatin binding; RNA polymerase II general transcription initiation factor activity
Source: RefSeq, a predicted model, not a curated record